This is a messenger RNA of Mercurialis annua (annual mercury), 3872 nucleotides long. RefSeq lists its product as uncharacterized. Gene Ontology annotation, biological process: snRNA 3'-end processing. The transcript has 8 exons. The coding region runs from base 356 to 3829 and encodes 1157 amino acids. NCBI's taxonomy places the organism in Eukaryota, Viridiplantae, Streptophyta, Magnoliopsida, Malpighiales, Euphorbiaceae. Gene Ontology annotation, cellular component: integrator complex. The record is from RefSeq and is a predicted model, not a curated record.
UAGGCCCAAAGCUUUGGAUUCAUGGGGUAAUUUUGUUUUCUUCAUGUCACUAUUCAAUAUGCUCUUUUCAUGUCACUGUUCAACGCCAGGAUCAUAGUUUUUCCGCCGCCGCCGCCGCCGCCGCCGCCGCCGCCGCCGCCGCGUAUUAGUCUCACUAUUUCUCUACUGCUACUUCUUAGUAUCCCUCUGUGAAGAAAUUCCACCUUCUCUCUCCUUCAUUCAUUGGUAUCCACUUUGCUUGCUCUGCCCUUCUUCUGCAAAUCAUUGAACCCAAUUUCAAUUGUAUCCCUUAAUUUCUGGUAAUUAUGGCUACAUAGAUAUCUUGAAAGAACCAGCAGCAGCAGCCGCGGCGGCCAUGGAGAAAAUAUCUGCUGCUUGUGCUAUGGAAUGGAGCAUUGAGCUUGACAAGGCCCUUCGCUCCAAACGACCUGGUCAAGCUGUCAAGGCCAUACAACAAAUCGGGGCAAGAAUACAGCAAUGGAGCACAGAACCCAAACCCACAAUGGCUGCAUACAAUAUAUUUGGUUUAGUUUUGGGUGAGGAUAGGCUUUUUGCUAAUACAAUCCUCUUACGCCUUGCCGAUGUUUUUAGAUUAGGGGAUAGAGAUGCACGGCGUUCUAUUGCAAUGGUUUUCUUGUCCGAGUUUAGACAAGGAAAGAAAGGUAGACCGUUGUAUAAAGGGAUUUUAUCGAAGGAUAGAGUACACAACCAGGUGGAACUUUUGAAAAGAGUUAAAUUUGUUUUUGAUACCGGAGAUGUUGAGUCGAGAGCUCUUGCUAUGGUUUUGUUUGGUUGUUUUGCUGAUUUUGCAAAAGAUAGUGCUCAUAUACGUUAUCUCAUACUUUCUAGUCUAGUCUCCUCUGAAGAAUCCGAGGUGAAGUCAUCUUUAUUUGCAGCAAGUUGCUUUUGUGAAUUGGCAGCUGACUUUGCAUCUGUUGUGUUGGAGAUGCUGCUAAAUAUCAUACUUUUACCGGAAGCAUCAUUGACCAUAAGAUUAGCUGGAGUGAAGGUUUUUGCAAAGAUGGGGUCUUCAUAUUCUAUUGCGAAUAAAGCUUACAAGAUAGGUCUGAAGCUGGUAUUAGACUCGUCAGAGGAGGAUUUCUUGGUUGCAAUGCUGGUUUCUCUCUCAAAACUUGCUAUCAAAUCAACCGUACUUCUUUCUGAACAGGUAGAUUUACUUUUGUCCUUUCUCGGUUCAGGGAGAACUUUGCGCCUGCAAGCAAUAGCAUUAAAGUGCCUCAACUUUAUAUUUGGGAAAGGAGUUCGUCAUUUGCCUGCUAGUUUACACGUUAUGCAAGCUUUACUGAGAACUAUAGAUGAAGUUGAACUUCCAUCAGCAAUGCAAUGCGAAGCUUUACAUUUAUUACAAAAGACACUGGUGUAUCGACUACAUGAGCUUCUCUGUGAUAACAUGCUUGAAUUUACCCAACUAUUCAAUGUUAUUGAGAAAGCAGCAAACUCACCUUUAAUGCCAACGCGACUCCUAGCAAUUCGUGUUCUGGUUGAUGUAUCAACAAAGCUGAGAGGAAAACUCCAAACAAUAGGAUCUGCUGAGGAUCAUUUUCUUUCUUUGCUAAAACGGAUUGUACCAAUAUUAAUGGAUCAGAUUAUCUUGCGGGUGAAGCCAUUAUUAAGUACUGGUCAAACUAAUUCCGAAGCAAUGCAAGAAUUCCAAAGCCUGCUCAAUCUUCUUCUUUGUCUGGUUCGAGAACGUCCAGAUGCGGGAGUCUUGGUUUUAAACAAAGUAAGAUCAUUUAUUGAAAAUGUUAUGGAUAAGACUGACAGCCUAGUGGCAACAAGGCAAGCAGGUGAUGAGCAUGUUGAUUUUCAGGGACAAAAUUGCAAUGGCAUUGGUUUGAUUCUAGCAUGUGGUGUUCAUAAAUUUUCUGCAAAUUGCAUUGAGAUUCUUAAUGAAGUUAGCACCAUCACUACUGAAAUACUUGAUGAAAUUCAAUCUUUGGUUGAGUGUAUGCAACAUUGCAAAUUAUUUGAUCACAAUAUACAUCUGAUGUGCCCUACACUGCUGCACUCUCACAUUAUUUGGAGUUGUGUGCUCAACAAAAAUGGGGAAUCUUGCAGUCUUGCUAGAAAUUCGGGUAAAUCACUUGGUAACGGUUUGGUUGGUCAUGAAAUUUUCUCCCUAGAGCAUGCAGAGAAAAUGAUGCAACAGACGAAUAACUGGCCUGCUUACAAAGCUGGGAUGUUUGCUUCAUUUCAGGGAGCAUGGAUCACAGCCUCAUUUGUCUUUAAACAACUAAUAGGUAAGGCUCAAUCUGAUUCCUGUUCUGGUUGGCUAAAAGGACUAUCUCAAUUUGCAUUAUCUGAGGUUAAAGUUCAGCUCUUUCUCUUACCAAAUCUCAGGUCCAGCCUAGUGGAUUGGCUACAGAUGAAAGAAUUAUGCACAACUUCUUUUGGGGCCAAUCUUGAUGAAAUUGCUGAAGGUGCUGCGGGGAAUAUUAAUGAAACUGAUUAUGCUAAAGUGCUUGUCAAGGCUUACCACGGUCUUUGUUUGUCAAGAGACAUAUUGAAAUCCAUUCCCGUGUUGAGCCAAUCAUGCUGUUUUCAAAGAUGGUUCUUGGCUCUUAGAGCAAAGGUUCUUAGAACAGUAAUCGAUACACUUGAAGUUUUGGGGACCAUUUCACAUAUCAAUGGCAAUAUUAGCAACAAUGGACAGGUUGAGAAAGGUGUUACUGUUAAGCGUGUUAACUCUUUGAGACAAAUUACGCAAAUAUCAUUUCAAUUUAAUAGUCUGGCGCAAGAAUAUGAUCUAAUGGCCUUGUCUUUCAUUGGCAUGGACAGAAGAAGUUCAAAAAUGCUUACAGCUCUUGCAUUAACUUGCUCACUACUGGCUUUCUCUACUGGUUUUGCUCUUUUAGUUUCUAACUUGCCUGAUAAUGGAAUUUUAACAUGUGAUCUGGAAUGCUCGAGGAAUUAUUUAGAAGGAAUGUUAAUACAGAGUUUAGUUGAGCGGUUGUGGUUUAUAGAUCAAGAGACCUGUUCACAGCUGUUUCUGCUUUCAAAGCUCAGAGGACAGGCCAAUGACUGUUUUCUACAUCCUAGAAAUCCAGUUCUAAAUUCUGGUGGUGAAAAAAUAGAUAUUCUGAAUGUCUGUAAAUAUGCUGUUUCUGGAAUUCUUGACUUGCAAAAUGAGACUAAGGGAGUACCUGAUGAAGAGAUUCUAUCGCACAUCACCCAGCAUGGUUCGGAGCUUGUGUUGAAGACCAUCACAAAGUGGAUGAAUGUUCCUUUUCGAAUCCCAAAAUAUUUUUUUAAGUUGAGGGAUUGUAUUGGAUCAGAGCUCUUAGCAUUUAGUGAAGACACAAAAAACACAGAUAAGAUAACUUUGUCUCGGGGCUCCCACUUGUCGUUAGAUCUUUGUCUUCAGUUGAGGAAUAUGCCAUCACAUCUCACAAUUCGGACGACAAAAUUAUAUUGCAUUCUCUGCUGCUCUAAUGCAUCUAAAUUCGUUGAGGAAACCAGAGGAGAAGUGCAAUUGAAUUAUGAGAAUCAGGAAAUAUCCGGUAUGAUUGCGUUGAACAAAAAGCUGUUCCAUUAUGUAACAAAGCGUGCAGAGAAGACUGAUAAUGGUAAAUGCAGUAAGGAUUAUGAUAAUGAUGGCGGGGAUAGGAAUGUGUACGGAUUCGUGAGUUUUGAGUUGAAUGAUAGAGGGCAAGGGUUUUCAAAUUGCCUGCUUGAUGUCUCCAAUUUUCCUGUAGGUUGUUAUAGAAUAAAGUGGCACAGCUGUUUAAUAGAUAAUCAAGGUUCUUAUUGGAGCCUCCUUCCUCUAAAUGCCGGACCUGUAUUUACUGUAACAGAAAUUCUCAGUUGAGGGCCAAUAUGGUGUAUUUAUUACAUGAAAAUUUGUCGAGUUA